Messenger RNA from Nicotiana attenuata, 735 nucleotides. RefSeq names its product F-box/kelch-repeat protein At3g23880-like. The transcript has a single exon. The coding region runs from base 1 to 735 and encodes 244 amino acids. The record is from RefSeq and is a predicted model, not a curated record. Gene Ontology annotation, molecular function: protein binding. NCBI's taxonomy places the organism in Eukaryota, Viridiplantae, Streptophyta, Magnoliopsida, Solanales, Solanaceae.
AUGCCGCCGUCUAAAGGCAAAGGAAAGGGGAAGAAGAAAGGUAAAUCCAAGAAAACAAAAGACAGAGCUCCAGACGCAACAUGCAACUGCAUUUUACUAAGAGAAAUCAUCAUUGAUAUCCUUUCUCGUCUCCCUGUGAAGACCCUUUUACAAUUCAGGUGCGUUUGCAAGCCAUGGCGAAAACUCAUUUCCAAACCCAACUUCAUUGACACCCAUUUCCUCCAUUCCUCUUCUUUGCAGCCCAGUACCGGUUCUUCACCCAUUCUUUUACACACUCGCCAUCCCGAGUCCUCUGAUCAUCUACUCUCACUAAUCAACCUGUCCCACGAGUCAUCAUCAGUUGUGGAAGAACUUGAUAACCCUUUCCCUUUCUUCUUGCAAAAUAUGGUGGUUGUGGGUUCUUGCAAUGGCAUUGUGUGCCUUUGUCAGACACCUUUGGGUGAUGUCAUUAUUCUUUGGAACCCAGCUAUGAGGCAGUCUAGGAAUGUGCCGCUUUCGAAAAGCAAACCCAUUAUUGGAACGCACUCUUGUGUCUCCAUCGGAUUGGCGUACGAUUCACAAAAGAAUGACUUCUUGGUCUUGAGUAUUCAGAGUUUCGGACCAGAAACUAUGAUUGCGGAUGAAGUGGAAAUGUUUUCAACCAAGAGUUUCAGCUGGAAGAGGGUGCCAAAUGAGAUGGGGNCCAACUUAACAAGUUUUCUUUUCAUCUCCCAUCUAAGAAAGUAUAUUUUGUAA